Aspergillus campestris IBT 28561 is the source of this 3942-nucleotide messenger RNA. RefSeq names its product essential cytoplasmic protein Ctr86. Gene Ontology annotation, molecular function: palmitoyltransferase activity. Gene Ontology annotation, cellular component: cytosol. The coding region runs from base 1 to 3942 and encodes 1313 amino acids. Lineage: Eukaryota; Fungi; Ascomycota; Eurotiomycetes; Eurotiales; Aspergillaceae. The transcript is spliced from 7 exons. The record is from RefSeq and is a predicted model, not a curated record.
AUGGGUGUGGUGAGAACCAUAGCCCUCGUCAUUUUGGGGAUUUCUGGAUUUGUCUUCGUUGCUCUUUUUGGGAGACUGCCUGCAUUUCGAAAGACUCCCAUUGGCUUCUUGCAUAGAGUUUUAUGCAUAUCUAUUCCCCGCCGACUAGCUUCUAUUGACAGUGUUCUCUUUGGUGGCCGACUUGAAUACUGCUGCAGUCGAUCUGGCAGAUACGUAUUGCAUGAAAACCACCCUCUUGUCCUUAUCUUCUUUCUCGUUAUUCUCAUAAUAGGCCAAUGCAUAUUCAUCCCGGCCGCAUGGUCAAGGGUGUCUCUCGUGCAUCGAGUCUGCAUACUCUUUCUAAUAUGCUUGCCCUAUGGGUUCCUGUACGCCAGCAUUGCCACCAAAUCCUACAUCACCACCAGGAACCACGGAGAGGAACUGGAACGGUACCCCUAUGACAGAGUUCUGUUCCAUCCUGGGCGUUACUGUAAGACAUGCCAGAUGCUGAAACCUGCACGAAGUAAGCACUGCAGUAUAUGCAAUGCCUGCGUUUCCCGACAUGACCACCACUGCGUUUGGCUGAUGAACUGCGUUGGGCUGAACAACUACGGCUACUUCCUGUCCAUGAUCUUGUCACUCAGCGUCAUGUUGCUGUAUGGGUCCUGGCUGGGCCACUCGCUCCUCACGCAAACGCUGGACAAGCAUCUGCCACCAAGUUCCCACAUUCGGACGACCCGGCAGAGUUGGGUCACCUUUUUCAAUAUCUGGGCCGGCGUCGUGGCCAUCGAUAUCCGCGUCGGGUCGGUGACCAUGUUGAUGCUCAUGACGGCUCCGCUCGCGAUGGCCUUUCUCGUGUACCAUACGUAUCUCAUUUGGGCGGGCAUGACUACAAAUGAGAGCUCGAAAUGGUCGGAAUGGAAGGAAGAUGUAAUCGAUGGGUUUGUUUUCAAAGCUUCCAAGGCCGAGAUCUAUGAUUCUUCUCCUCUACUGGGAGAAUACCAGAGGCCUGAAAAUUCCUGGCCCGUGAGCAGUGAUAAAGUCCUUGUGGUCACUGAUGAGCCACCGAAAGAAGGGUGCCUUCUGUCACCAGAAUCAAAUGAAAUCACUCAGCCAAGCGAUCGGAAUGCGCCCAUUGAUCAGAGGUGGACUCCAGUGCGCGGUAUGGACGAGAUCGAUAACAUCUAUGAUCUUGAUCUAUCGAUCACAAUGGCGGACCGGGCUGCAGCAGAGAUGAAGCCAAAAUGUACACCCGCCGAGCUCAUGUUAAAGGUCAUCCUGACGGGAACCUUGAGCCACUACGAGACGCGCGGGAUGAUUGACGACAAGCGUUUAGAGCACAUGCUGUCGGCAGGGAAACAAAUCCUGUACAAAACUCAUCAGGAAAGCGAUGUGCGACACAAUUUGGGACUGUCUCCCGACAUCUGGCAAGGGUUCACGGACGUAUUGACGAAAGCGAUCCCGGUGCUAGAAUCGCAGUCCUUUGCCUGGAAAUGCCCCCCGACCGCGAACUACGAUCACUCGUCCUCGAACCUCAUCGCCUACAACUACUUUUCGCUAGUUAAGGACAUCGAGCGUUUAAAUGACCUAUGUACCAUCGCACGCAAUCUCCUCGCGACCACGAAAAAAGCGCAAAACAUGGCCGCGGAAAAAGGGUUCGAUCAGAGGAUCUUGGCGCUGGUGGAUACAUGUGUGAGAGUUACGGCGCGCGGCUUCGACGGGGAAACAAAUGCGAGGAACGAGGAACGCUGGCAGAAGGUGGUCAACCUUUACAAGCGCCUUUUGAUCACCUGUCUCCAGUUCCUGCAUAAUUUUAUCAUGCACAAUGAACAGCGGAAGAUGGUCCUCUGGCUGGAUCUGUUCGGGUAUCAUUCAACGGGGGAUUCGAAUAUCAUCCAGCCCAGGGAGCCGCUCGAUCAAGUCAGCAGUCAACCCGAAGGCGUGGCGCCCAUUGUGAAAACCGGAGAAAGAAUUGUCAACCCCCCGAUUCGCGCACUUUACGAUCAGACUGCGGAGGAUCUACUACUGGAGACGAUCUCCAACUUCCCCAGAGAACCCGCGACGAUCAAGGAAGAAGCGGCCAUGCUCUUACUCGCGAACAUCAAAGAUCACAUGGAGAAGCUUCUUGGACGCGAUCUAACUGCCAUACAGGAGAUGGGAAAAGACCCUGAGCAGGUCAAGGAGAUCAGGGCGGCUCUGACCGCGAUUCUGGGCGCUAAGGUGGACGGUUGGUCUGAUCUUCAAGACCGGGCCAAGGACCUUCCGCCUGCGUUGCCGGAAGAUGAACCGCCGCGCAAGAAGUCCAUUCUUACAAUCGAUCGCAGCUCUACGGCGGGGUUCCCGCGCAUCUGCUGGGCCGAUCUUCCCGACCUCAGCGAAUACGGUGCCCUCGCAUCGGGCGACGCCCCUAUCAUAGAGGAAGAUACUAGCAUGCCCCGGUCCGCGCAAUCAGCCGCAGAGACGCUCCAAGAGGCUAAGGACGAGCUCAUGGCAAGAUUGCAGGAGACUUCGCAGAUCGGCGGCGAUGGCGAUCAUGAUUACGAUACAGGAGAUGCCGGGACGGUGGGCGACGAGGAUUCUCGCAGUCUGGAGGCCGUUGCAGAUGGCAGCAUAGAGGAGGAAGAGGAAGAAGAUGACGAGGACGAUGACGACUAUAGAGGCCGCCCGGGCGAUCAACAGCGAGGUUUAUUAACCGACAUCCCUCUCGUGCUGGGACCGGCGGAGAUCGAAGCUCUCCCGAUGAUCAUCCAAGCGGGCAUAGUCGACAGUUUCGGGCUGAAGGGUGGCGAGCGGACUGGAUCUAGGAACAUGCAGUCCCUCAGAUGUCACGUUCUCCUCACCCAAGAGACAGGACGGAAUCUCCUCCGGGAGCUUCUGAUCUUCAUCGCCGCGUGGGAUCUCCCCGACGACGAGCUCUACUUCAAGAUGAUGGUUCAGAUCAUGGACGCAGUGCUCAAGAACGGCCUCAUGUCCCACGCGUAUUCCGACUUCGGCCAACCAAAGGACAUCAUUUCACCAGCGCAGGCCGUUGUGGUCAAAAUCCUCACGCACAUCUUCCGCACCAAGUACUCGCCCGCCUCCGUCACAGGCUCAACGCCAGCCAGCGCAGCGAAGAACCCAGCGCCGCUUCUACGCGUCGACGUCCUCACCGUGCGAUACAUAUUCACCAUCUUCCGCGGGAACAUCAUCCCCGAGACGUGCGCGUUAAUCUACCUGCAAGGCCAGAUCCGCGCGGGGCGCGCCCUACCCGAAGACUUCCCGCUGAACCUGUGGGACAUGGAACGCGUCUACGAAGGCGUCUACCAGUUCCUCGAAUUCUUCGCCGUCCUGACCGAAAACAACGACUGGAAGAACUUGCUCUUCAAGUGGGAGAUCGUCUACGACCUAGUAACCCUCAUCAAGGAACUCGAGGCCAGCAUUCCCAAGGGCCAGCUCAGCGCGCUGUCCUUCGGCCGCCACAGCCCGCCCAGAGAGCCUCCGCAACAACAACAACAACCAGGCUCCACGCCCGGACCCGUCGCCGUCGAGCGACCCUACGACCCCAGCGAUCCGGACCCCAUCGACGCAGGCGCCGGAUCCCGAGCGGAGUCCCCGCCAAUCACAGAAGACCCGUCGGAGUUCGAGUGGCGCAAUCUCAAGAAACUAGUCGUGCUAGUCCUGUCCUCGCUGGUGUGGAAGUGCCCUGAAGUGCAAGAUCAGAUCCGGCGGUACGGCGGCGUCGAGACCAUCCUAUCGUGCACGAACUUCGACGCGCAUAACCCGUACAUCAAGGAACACGCCGUCAUGUGUCUCAAGUUCUUGCUGGAGGGGAACCGUGAGAAUCAGAAGCUCGUUGAGGAUUUGGAGGCGAGGGAGGUGGUUAAGGAUGAUGGAGGAUUGCUGGAGAGGAGUGGGUUCAAGGCUGUGAUUGAGGAUGGGAAAUUGGCUAUUCGACCAAAGGAUGAGGGGAGGUUCAGCUUUUAG